Erpetoichthys calabaricus (reedfish) is the source of this 1109-nucleotide messenger RNA. It is a transcript of the gene mpc2b, whose product is annotated as mitochondrial pyruvate carrier 2b. Gene Ontology annotation, molecular function: pyruvate transmembrane transporter activity. The record is from RefSeq and is a predicted model, not a curated record. Lineage: Eukaryota; Metazoa; Chordata; Cladistia; Polypteriformes; Polypteridae. Bases 239 to 637 code for a protein of 132 amino acids. Gene Ontology annotation, biological process: pyruvate import into mitochondria. The transcript is spliced from 5 exons. Gene Ontology annotation, cellular component: mitochondrial inner membrane.
UCGGGGCUUAUUGUUGCUAUCACGCGACUAGGCGGCUCGGCGAAGAACGGAAGCGGUAGAGGGCACGCAAGGGAAGGUCGAAAGUAGGGCAACAUUUAAGAAAUAAACGAUCGGACGUUCUGGUUACACUCCGUGACUUCAGCGGGCGGUGGAAACAGACGGGCCUUGACUGAAGGAGCAGUCACUGUUUUGUGUGCUUCGGUAUAUUGUUCGUCUUUGUUGUCAAGGGUUGCACACAAUGGCUGUGUCAGGUUUGCGUGCUUCUUAUCACCGGCUUCUGGAUAGGAUCGAACUUCUUUUGCCACCAAAACUGAGACCUCUCUACAACCAUCCUGCAGGUCCUAAAACAGUGUUUUUCUGGUCCCCAAUAAUGAAAUGGGGAUUGGUAAUUGCAGGAAUGGCUGACAUGACUCGUCCAGCUGAAAAACUGAGUACUUCACAGUCUGCAGUGUUAAUGGCAACAGGAUUAAUUUGGUCCCGGUAUUCAUUGGUCAUCAUUCCCAAAAACUGGAGUCUGUUUGCAGUUAAUUUUUUUGUAGGAUGUGCUGGUGGAUCUCAGCUCUUCCGUAUUUGGAGGUAUAACCAAGAACUUAAAGAAUUAGAAAAAGAUAAAAAACAAGAAGCUGUAAAGUCAUGAAUAUAGAUCAAACAAGUAAAAUCCAAUCAAGGACUGAAAGGAGCUAAAUCGUAAAAACAUAUUUAAUAUCUUUGAAUAAACUGUCAUGUGCCUUUCUUGUUAAAGAAAGGGGGUCUGGAUUAGGAUUUUACAGUCUCUGAUUUAAUGGAGGUAGUGUUACUUGUCAGUGUCAAUUGAGUAUUGUUCAAGCUAAAAUUCUGAACACUUUAAAAUGACUUUUAGUAUUGAAUACAAUGUAAUCAUAUAAAAAUCCAUUUCUGUUCUAUAGACAAACCAUGAACAAUUACUCAUUUUAGUGUAAACCAUACUGAAUAAAGAAUUUAUUAGAACUGUAAAGAUGGUGCCAUUCAUUGAAGCUUGUAAAAUCUGAUUUUAGCUUGAACAGUGUAAUAAAGAUCGUCUCAUAAUAAAUUUUUAAAUCCAGUUAGCACCUCUCAUGAGGAGCAAAAUAAAGGGAAUUCUACUUCUGUAA